This is a messenger RNA of Tympanuchus pallidicinctus (lesser prairie-chicken), 3912 nucleotides long. It is a transcript of the gene NCOA4, whose product is annotated as nuclear receptor coactivator 4. NCBI's taxonomy places the organism in Eukaryota, Metazoa, Chordata, Aves, Galliformes, Phasianidae. The coding region runs from base 301 to 2121 and encodes 606 amino acids. Gene Ontology annotation, biological process: response to hormone; intracellular iron ion homeostasis. The transcript is spliced from 10 exons. The record is from RefSeq and is a predicted model, not a curated record. Gene Ontology annotation, molecular function: transcription coactivator activity.
GGGUGUCCUUAUAGCGUGGGUUUAUUUAAGGGGCCGACGGAAGGGAAAAGGAGCCGUCAGACGUUUCCGUAACGCAGCGACGCUUCGGCCGUGUAUCUUCUGACGGAGCAGAACAGCCAUUUUGCGAGGGCCGCCGGGCUGCGUGUGGGAAGGAGGCGUUUGCCGCUCUUUGUGCACGCCUCGCGGGGAGCCUCGAGCGGCAACGGCGCCGUGAGGCGGCUGUGGGGAGGCUGUGAGGUGACUUCGUGAGGCGGCUGUGCCGGGGAGGGCUCAGCUGGCGGCUGUGCUGUGACUCUGCUCAUGUGGAACGCGCUAAGAAUGAGUCUGCCACAAGACAGAAAUAGAAGCUCUUGCAGCAGUGAAACACUGGCAAAGUGCCUUCAGGCGAGGAAGGACUUGGAAACAGCUAUCUCUGGAAUUGUCAAAGCCGAGCAGCAGAUUAAAGAGAACUGGCGAGAGGUUAAAGCUAAGAUUCACAGCCAUAUCAGUCGCCAGCUGGAAUGCCUGCGCAGCCGUGAGGUGUGGCUGUUUGAGCAGGUAGAUCUCAUUCAGCAGCUGAAGGAGGAGGCGUUGCAGCAGCAAGCUCAGCAGCUCUAUUGGUACUUGGGACAGUUCAAUUGCCUUAUUCAUCAGCUGGAACACUCCUACAAUAACGAACUAGCAAACCAGAUUUCAGUUUGCCUGGAGAGACUGGAAGGUCUCACUCUUAAACCAGAGGAGUCUUCUGUUCUGAAUUUUGAGGCUGACACAUCGUACCUUCGCCAGGCUAUUACCUCAUUUGGUUCAAUCAAAACAAUGCAAACCUCAGAGAGAGAGAAUACUUCUCCUUGGUUCCCAGGGCAGAAUUGUUCCCUAACAAACUGUGAGCAGCAGAAAACACUGUGUGGGGCAGUGGGCACCUCGCUUGCUGACUGGUUGCUUGGAAGCAGACCUGUGGAUGUUUGCCGGGCUCCAUAUGUUCCCAGCACCAAUCUUGAGGAAUGGGUUACCCAAAAAUCUGUGUCAGAACCCAGCCAGGAUUUAAGCUCUUCCAAAGUCUGCUAUUUUGAGAAAGCCUGGGGAAACUUGAAAGAUUUGGAAAACUGGCUCCUGCGCAGUCAACAGCAUCAUGUUGCUGGGAAGACAGAUGGCCCUGGUCACAAGGACUCCACCUCGACUUCCAACUCGUCCUUUUCCGUGGAAAAUAAGGUGGAGGAUUUGGAAUCCCUUGUGCAAGAGGAGGUGGACCUUUCCGACUGGCUGCUUACACCUGGCAUGGAAAACGGAGGUAGUGCUUCAGAUGAGAAAUGGAAGAAUGAAUUUAAACCUUUUAGGGAAGAAUUUAAUUGCAAUGAUUGGCUCCUCAAAGCUGAAACAUGUACCAGUUGUCGUGGCAGCCAGAUCAAAAGUGUGGAAAUUGAGAACCUGGGAAAUCUGAAGUGCCUGAAUGAGCAUCUUGAUGGAAAGAAGUUGCCCACUACAUCUGCUGUAAAUGCCUGGCUUCUUCAGCACCCCCAGGCUCCUUUUAAAAUGGAAGAUGUGUGCAAAGCUAAUGAGCUGUGUAGCAGCUUCUCAGAGUGUGUGUGUGAUGAAAACUGUGGAAAAGAGGCUCUGUGUAAAUGGCUUCUGAAGAAAGAAGGAAAGGAUAAAAAUGGAGUUCCGGUAAGCCAGAAAGCUGUACCAAACCCAGAGCAUGAGAUGACAAAGUCUCUUGUCAAUUUCUGGCUUAACCCUUCACAACAGCUCCCAGGGGAACCUGUUAGCACCGAGAAAGUGGAUUAUUCAGCAGAGAUAGCAGAACCCUUCAAAGUACUGCUUGAAAGGCCUCUGACAAGCUGGCUAGCCAAGUCUGAACACAGAGCAGAAAGUGGAGAUGAAAAGGCAAGCAGAGAGAAAGUAAAUAGUUCCAGAAGUCCCUUUAUGGACCUCUUGGCUCCGUUCCACCACCCCUUGAACGUAAGCAGUUGGGUGUUGGCUUCAAACAACCUAGAAAAUGAUAACCCGCCUCCAGUGGAAGAUAAAUGGCUCCUACACAAGAAAGCACAAGAGUUUGGCCUUCCUACGGUUUGCGACCUGUUUGCCUGUAUGAAACUCAAUGGAGAUAACGAGAGAUGGCUGUGUCGCACCACUCUGCAGAUGUGAAGAACUGGAGGCGUUGGGAUUGUCCCCUUCCUGCUGACGAAACGCACAUCACGCUGAGUGACUGCAGCCAGCUGAAUUCUCAUCUUGGUGUUUGGGGGUCUGCUUUGUCUUUUACAAUUAUAACAGAAAAACAAAUAUUCAUAUAACAGAGUUGUGGUGCAAAAUACGUCAUCGUCUUAUGAUUAAUUUUGAAAUGUAAACCCACUGAGCAUAAGCAAUCUGACACUAUAGAGAUGUUAGUCAAUUUGUAUGUUAGGGGAUUACCUGCAUCUUCUUUCAUGGGCUCUCUUGAAGUAUAUUGAAACCAGUGCAAGCAUAAAGCAAAAUCUCUGUGGUGCUGUGAAUCAUCCACCUUGGCCAUCCACUUCAGAAAUGUUGCAUUUACAUUCAGAUGCCACAGCUUUGACAUGAGCUGGAUUCUAGCUCACUGGGGUUGCGAGGUAGCUUAGACUGUGCUUGGAAUUAAUUGUUUUUAAUUGAGCAGUUGCUAAUUGCAAAGGUUUCUUUUGCAUCUUAUAUUGGUGUGUAUCCCAGCUGAGUACGCAUAGUCUAAAUUUUGAAUACCUCUGUUUGUGGAACCUGGCACAUGACAUGGAGAGUUGGUAACAUGGUUUGCAAGUUCUUGAGCCCUUCAGAGGACAAGGUAGACAUUGGUCUGACAAAGGAAAAACAAAAUCAGGUUGGUGGGCUUUUCCAGAGUGUGAGCUUUGAUGCAUCAGUAGAGCCAGAACCUUCUGUGUCCACAGCAUUUAGUAACUACUGAAAUUUCAUGGGAAGAACUGUAAAAUUACAUGUGUUUGUUUCUGAUAGUUUUAGGUAAGUCAUGAUGAGCUUUUAUUGAUUAAGCCAGUGGAAAGCAGGAAUCCUAGCCAGGUGGCAUUUAAGGUAAUAUUUGGGGAAUUGGAUUCCUUCUCUUCAGAUUAGAUUUUUUUUUUUUUUUUCCUAUUUUAAUUGGGAAGCACUGGCUUUACAAACUGCAGAUCCCACUGUCUGAUCAAUUUUAAUGUUUUAGCUGUGAAAUUUCUUACUGUUAUCAGUAUAAAUUGAGGGUUUCAGUAAUUCUGCUCCCUAUAGCCGUGGACAUGCAGCUCAGGAGAUACUUUACAUCUUGAGUUCAUGGGGAACAAAGCGAUGUUGGGUGGAAAUGUGGGUCACACCUGUCAGUUUGCAUGAGAAACUGAAGUUGCAUCAUUCCUGCUGCAGCUUCUGCUCACUUCAAACUUAGUGACUAAAAAGCCUCCUCUUUUCCCUACGGGUGAGGCCUGCCUCAGAGUAAAAAUGAUUUCACUUCCUUGCAGUGCUGUAGAAAUUAACAAGAUCCAACCUUGGUAUGUGCGCACACGUUGCUGUCUGAUACAACCUGUGUAUUUGUUCCAGUUUUGGGGCUGAGAGGUACGCUGCACACCUGAAACUGGACCCCAAAAGGGCUUGACAUCAGUGGACCACUACCUAGAGGCUUUUGUACUUCAGUAGUUGGAGCUUUCUACUGAAAGCAGAAAGGUGCUUCCGAAGCUCACUUUUCUCCUUUGAACGUGUCUUUGUGGCAUGGGGAGAUGUACUAUCACUAACUCCAAUAAUAGCCUAAUUUGAUUAGCAGUUGAACUUGAUGAAGAUGAUUGAAGUGCAGCCCACCUCCUGUAAUUCCUCGUAGUUGUGUGCUACCUUAUCAGUUCAUUAUGAGCCUUUAAACCUUGGGAGUAUGUAUUCCUUUACUUACUCAACUGACUUAUCACUAAUUGAUAUUUAUGUAAAACAUUAACUAGUCUUUUCCAUUAAAAUAAUUGCAGCCAA